CAUCCUGCGCCAAAGUCCUUCUGAGACCGUUUCCAAUUGCUCAUGUCGGAUCGUGAUUGAACCCAUUGCCGAUUAGCUCGUCGGCGGAGCUCCGCCAUUGGAUGCUCCAAGCAUGUCGUCCUCGGUGUUAGGAUUCUCCCCGUGGCGGAAGAGAGCUUCCAGCUUGGUUUCACAAACGGACCAGUCGCACCAUGAUCGCACAGACGCGGCGAGCCAGGCUGGGAGCUCGAUGCUAGAGACUGGAACUUUGCAACACCAGCAGCUGUCUUCCUCUGUUGGAUCUCCGCAAGGAUAUAAAGAACCCAUUCGCUCUUUCAUCCAUGCCUCAAUGCGAGAUCAAUUAGUAGUCCCGGUAGACAGCGCACAGAACGCGAGGAGUGUCCGCGAAGACACCGCUGAGCUGGCAAGCUACUUGCUAUCCGAUGGCUCAUCACAGCGUCGCCCGAGCUUCCUCCAGAGAAACAGACCGUCAAUUCACGAUGUAUUCGGGGGAGAUUUUGGGGAUGCUGACUCAAUUGAAGGAAGCAUAAACCCUUCGUCAGAGACUAUACCUGAAGUAUCUGAGCCGCCGUCGCCAGAAGACGGAGAGGAUGGACGGCAUGCAGUGGGAGAAGAAGGGCCUUCUGUGCUCACCAAUCUGCUCAAGAAGUCGUCCCCUCCGUCCUCGUUGACGGAGCAGACAAGCAUCCCGCAAGCUCGUUUCGAAAAUGCCGAUGCUGGGCAAUCCCAGUCCUCGCACAUCGAUGUGACACAACAUCAGUCCCAGACAGACGAACCAGAAGUAUCAGAGGAUACCCCUCUUCUCGGCGGGCAAGGUUCGGGAUCAGGAGCCAGUAGUAGUAUCGAUCUCGAUCUCGAAGGUCAAAAAUCUCAAGCUCGACGGAGAUGGCUGCAUGGACUCGCUGAGCAACGUCAGAAGAUGGAGAAUCAUCUCACCCAAAUCGCCAAGGUAGCAUCCAGCCCGCGCAGCUGGAAUCGAAAGGCCAUCUGGGAGACUGCCGUCGUGGAACCAGUCUCUUGUCUUCCAGCCGUUGCCGUCGGCUUGCUUCUGAACAUCUUGGAUGCCCUGUCAUAUGGCAUGAUCUUGUUUCCACUCGGGACCCCCCUAUUCUCCCAUUUGGGAUCUGCUGGUAUCUCUAUAUACUAUGUCAGCACAAUUGUGGCACAGCUGGUCUUUUCUACGGGCAGUAUAUUCAGAGGAGCGGUAGGAUCUGAGCUGAUUGAGGUUGUUCCUUUCUUUCACAAUAUGGCGGCCAAGAUCUUGGAUAUUGUUGGUGAAGAGAAUCCCGACGCAGUCAUCGCCACAACCAUCGUAGCCUAUGCCCUGAGCUCCAUGCUGACUGGCUUGGUGUUCUACCUCAUGGGCCGGUUCAAGUUUGGCUUUAUGGUCGGAUUCAUCCCCAGGCAUAUCCUGAUAGGAUGUAUUGGAGGUGUUGGUUGGUUCUUGAUAGCUACCGGCUUCGAGGUUUCUGCCCGGCUGGAAGGCAGCCUUGAGUAUAACCUCGAUACAUUGGAGAAGCUCAUAGAGGCCAAGACAAUCCCUCUUUGGGUGUGCCCUCUUGUUUUGGCUAUUAUCCUAUUCUAUGGACAGAUGAAGGGGGCAUCCAAGUAUUUCCUUCCCCUCUUCAUCCUAGCCAUCCCACUGGUCUUUUACCUAUUUGUCUUCUCGCUCGAUAACUUAGACACCGGCGCACUCCGAGAUGAAGGAUGGAUUUUCGUUGGGCCUCCUCCAGACGAACCUUGGUGGUACUUUUACACACUAUAUCAAUUCCACCUAGUAAACUGGAAGGCAAUUAUUUCAGUAAUCCCUGCCAUGUUCGCGUUAACAUUCUUUGGCAUUCUUCACGUACCCAUCAAUGUCCCCGCCUUGGCGCUCAACUCCGGAGAAGACAAUGCCGAUCUGGACAAGGAAUUAAGGCUUCAUGGAUACUCCAACUUUGUUUCAGGGUGCAUAGGCAGCAUCCAAAACUACUUGGUCUACGCUAAUACAGUCUUCUUCUUGAGGUCUGGAGGCAACAAGCGGCUUGCCGGCUACAUGCUUGCACUUCUCACAUUCGGCGUCAUGGUUAUUGGCCCCAGCAUCAUCGGAUGGAUUCCGGUCAUGAUGGUCGGAACCCUGAUUUUUGACCUUGGGUUUGAACUGCUGCUUGAAGCAGUAUGGCUUCCAAGAAAGAAACUGAGGCCUGCAGAGUAUGCCACCGUCAUCAUCAUUGUCCUGGUCAUGGGCAUCUAUGACUUUGUGGUCGGCAUUGGCGUUGGAAUAUUGUUGGCUUUUGUAUCACUCGUUAUCCAGACGUCAAGAGUAUCGGCCAUUCGCGCAUCCUAUGAUGGUGAAGUUGUAACCUCUACCGUCAGACGCAACCCGUCACAGGACAACUACUUGCAACAAGUCGGUCGGCAAAUCUACAUCAUGAAGCUCACAGGUUAUCUGUUCUUUGGCACCGUCGUCAGUGUGGAGGCCAAGAUACGAGCGCUUUUAGACGAUCACGCGUUUGCCCAGAAGCCGAUCAAGUUCCUUAUUCUUGACAUGUGGCACGUCAGUGGACUUGACUAUUCUGCCGGUGAAGCCUUUAACACGAUUAGUCGCCUAUUGAACAACAAGGGCGUCAGCCUUAUUUUGAGUGGCAUAGAUGCUGACAGCGAACUUGGCCGAAGUAUAAGGGCUGUUGGACUAGGCAGCGGGAGUAUUGAGGUCAUGUUACUGCCAGAUUUAAAUUCGGCGCUAGAGAGUUGCGAAAACGAGUUACUCAAGACGCUGUAUGCCCGGCAAGAAGAGCUAAGUUCGACGAAACAUGCAACCGCCAGCCUAGAUGUCCCAACAACUUCGGCGACACUGGCCUCUUUCGACGCGCCGUUCAACUCUCCACGCCGUAACCACCUUGCUGAGGCGGCUCAUGACGCACUCAACAGUGUUGAAAUCCAGCGCCGAUCCAGAUGGCAGAGCUUUAAUGAACCUCUGCGGCUGAUGCUGCAGAUAUUUCAGGGGCUGAGCGACAAGAACGAGGAUUUCUGGUUCCAAGCAACGCCAUACUUUGAGCGCAAGGAAUAUGCUGCCGGCACAAUUCUGUUUAAGCGUGGCCAGCCGGCAGACGGCUUCUAUCUUCUUGAGCGUGGUAUCAUUCGAGCGGAAUAUGACCUGCCACAAGGCUGGUUUUGCGAGAGCAUCGUCGCGGGAACCACGCUGGGUGAGCUCCCCUUCUUCUCUGAAAUGAGCCGGACAGCGACAGCGCAAGUCGAGAGGGAUUGCAUUGUCUGGAUGAUGGGGCUGGAGUCUUGGAAGAGGCUUCAGCAGAAGGAGCCAGAAAUUGGAAGGGAAUUCUUGAAGAUUUCGUUGAAGUUGACGAGUGAGCGGAUGAGCGCAAUCACGUCGUAUAUUUUGACUACAGCUGGAUAAUUAUUGUAAUGUUUCCGAAUUUGCCUUGAAGUGGAGAGAACUGGUCAUGAGUGGGUGCUCAAAUUGCAUUGCAGAACUGUUGAUUUAGCGUAACUGAAAUUUAUAGCGAAAUCUAAGUGAUGGUAAUUGUUGGCUUC
This is a messenger RNA of Trichoderma virens Gv29-8, 3531 nucleotides long. RefSeq lists its product as uncharacterized. The transcript is spliced from 5 exons. The coding region runs from base 113 to 3394 and encodes 1093 amino acids. NCBI's taxonomy places the organism in Eukaryota, Fungi, Ascomycota, Sordariomycetes, Hypocreales, Hypocreaceae. Gene Ontology annotation, cellular component: membrane. The record is from RefSeq and is a predicted model, not a curated record.